CAGCAGAGCAGUCGAAGUGCGCGUAAUAUUUCCGGGAGGAGCAGAGCAGCAGCCAGCGAGCGAUCGAGUUUCAUACUGAGCGAAGUUUGACGGCGACGGUAAAAAGUUUCAAGUUUUCGACAGCGUAAUAGCAAAGUAAUAAUCGCGAACGCGUUCCAUUUAAUCGGAUCUACGAAGUGCGCGAAUUAUAUUUUGGGGAUUCUGUCGCCCCCGGUGCGGGUUGUGAUUUAAAGCAGGCAAGCCAAUGGAGCUGACGCUUGGAGAACAACGAUCCCUCGGUUGUGGCAGCAACAGCAGCAGCAGCACCAACAACAACAGCAUCGAAGUCGGCUACGCCAAGAUGGACUCCACCACCAAAGCCGCAGCAGAAGUAGGCGAGCAGCGCUGCUGCUAGCUGGCUGAAUCAAGCGAGAGAACCGCGCACAGAAAGGCAGUCUUUCUCCAAAGGGGAAAAAAAAGUUUAAAGCGAAAAUCUUUGUCCGUGGAAAAUUUAGUGCAUAGUGGGAUCAGUUCGGAGCGAAAUAGUGAAAUAGUCUACAAAUAAACUAACACGAUAACACCCGGCCAGGUGGGACAGCCUCAGGCAAACUGCCACCAUUAGUAGCGUCCGGCCGGCCAUCCGCAGCAGUCGCGGCCGCCGCGUACAGGACGGCUGUCUCGGCGGCAAUCCCAUCAGCCCGCGCGAUAGCAUCAUCCCGGAGGGUCAGUGCCGUCGUUGGUGGCGGUGGCGCUGCAAGUGGUAGGGCAGGCGGAAGCGCCGGAGCUGGGGUUCGAGGCGGACCCCUCGUGAGGAGCAGUGCCAUCGCCAGCGCUAGGAAACGUCGGGUGCUGUUGCGUGCCAAGGUGGCAGCACAGCAGCUCCGAUCUACGCGCACUGGCCCGGACACGCGAGCGGCUAUUCUCAGCAGUAGACGACGGCGGCGGAGACGGCGACAGCAGCUGCAGCAGCGGCGCGUUACAGACUCGGGCAACCGGAGCAGCAACAGCGGGAGCAACGUCGCAAGCAGCGCCAGUAGCAGCAACAGCAGUCAAAAUUCCACUCCAGUUAGCGUAGCUCCCGUAUCGAAAAUGGUGGUGGCCUCGACCAGCCAUGGGAGCAGUACAUCGAGUUCGACCCUGUCGGGUCAUUCCCGCACUUCGCAGCAGAAGCUGCACCAGGUGGGAGCAAUUGGCACCGGAAUGACACCAAAGGAGUUGUCGGACAACGACGAUCUGGCCACCGGCCUGGUGCUGGACCCGAUCCUCGGCUUUCAGACGCACAAGAUGAACCUCAAGUAUCGACCGCUGCGGGUAAACACCGAUCCCGUUAAGGACAUUCUGGAGGACUUUAUCCGAUCGCAAAACUAUUCCCGCUGUUACCAGCAGCUGAUGAAGGGCAAUUGGAUCCCGCGGACGGUACUCAACAAGAGCAAGGUCGCGCAGAAGCGAUUGGAAGCGCAUAUUUAUCGUUACCUUCGGGUGUUCGACCGGAAUGCGGGAUUCGUGAUCGAGGCAUGCUAUCGCUACUCGCUGGAAGGCCAAAAGGGAGCCAAGAUUUGCUCCACCCGCAAGUGGCUCAAGAAUGAGAAGAUCGAGUGCCUGGUGGGGUGCAUUGCGGAGCUGACGGAAAAGGAAGAGGACGCGCUGUUGCAGCCGGGCAAGAACGACUUCUCGGUGAUGUACAGCUGCCGGAAGAACUGCGCCCAGCUGUGGUUGGGACCGGCCGCCUACAUCAAUCACGAUUGCCGAGCGAACUGUAAGUUCGUUGCAACGGGGAGGGACACGGCAUGCGUCAAAGUACUGCGCGACAUCGAGAUCGGCGAAGAGAUCACCUGCUUUUAUGGUGAGGAUUUCUUCGGGGAUAACAACCGAUAUUGUGAGUGCGAAACAUGCGAACGACGGGGGACCGGAGCGUUUGCCAAAGAUAAGAACGGCGAAGAGCAGAGUCCCAACGGAGUGCGAUACCGACUGAGAGAAACCGACAAUCGACUGAAUCGAUUGAAAAGCAAAAACAACGCACUGGAUCUGUGCAAAAGCAGUAUCGGAAAAAGCGAACCUCCGUCCGCGUUGGCAGCCCUAAGCAUGAAGGAGCUACGCGAGAAGGGAAUGACCAAAUACGAUGCCGAAAUGCUGUUAGCCCAGCAGAAGCCCGCUUCGUUUGAAGCUGUACGAGUGGUUCAUCCGGAGCCGGAAACGGAUCUGAGCAGUAGCACAACUCCGGCCGAAUCGUCCGAUGAGAAGAAAGUCAAAGCCAAACAAACUCCGGACGUUUCAGAGAAGAUGGCAACUCGCUCUUCCCGUCGAUUUCAAACCCCAGUCGAAGAAAAGAGGUCACAGCCUGUCGCCGUAGCCAGUCAACCGGAGGCAACCACAACCGAGGAAGCUUCUACGCCCAUUCCACUGAAGGCCACUCGGAGCACCCGACCGCUGCGGGAAAACGGCCGGCGGAGGUACAGCAGCAAUAGCAGCAUCAACACGGACAUAUCCAGUGUUCUGUCGUCGAACUCGUCGUUCGUGACGGCUAAGACUUCGGUCCCAACGGCAGCCGAGCGCAAGAUGAUGCCUCGGUCGCUGAAGAUCCCUACCGCGUCCCACGAGGACGUCAUCAUAAUCGACGAUGACCACAACAGCAACCACUCUUUCGCAUCCAAGAGCAGCUGCAGCACCAUCUCGGCCCUAUCGUCCAAGGAACAUCUUCUACCGCCAAAGAACAACCACAGCACUAGCAACGAUAAAAACGUUUUUGUGUUCAAUGAUCUCCUUGAAAGUAAUAAUGUAAAUGGUUACACCCUAAGAAAUCACCACAAUCAUCAUCAGCAGCAACAUCCGCCGGAUGAACAACGACAGGAUCCGGGUUCCUCGCACGCGCCAUUGACGGAGGAGCCCGUGGAAAGACCACCCUUAGCCAAGCGACGUUCCAUUGCCGCAUCGAGACGUUCCACCAAUGAAUACAUCAGCCCUCGCGUGACCCGGCGGAAGCAGCGUCUGCUGGGGAUGCAACUCGUGUCCGUCACCGACGUCGCAUCGAAGCCUACGGCACCAUCAACCGCAACACUGCCAACAGAAUUAGAGAAAUCACAAACCCCAACGAAAACGCCAACGGCGGAGAGGGCAGAGCCUACUGCCACGGAUCUCACUUCGACCAGUGGCGGUGGUGACGGAUGCGGGACCGGAACCAGCGGCGGAAGCGGCACCAGCGACAGCUCCAACAGGGGCAACCGACGGAAGCAGAAACUGCAGACUCGGAUUGUGCCGCCGGACGAGCUGGUGGCUCUGCAGCGGCAAGCGGCCGAACUGGAGCGAAUCGCCCGGACGUCGCUGGGGCGGGUCCCGCGGCGGCUCGUUCUCGACGACGACGGCGGCGCGAACGGUGGCGAGGAUGAGGACGAUGUGAUUCUGUCGAAAGUAACCAAUUGUGAUGAUACUAAUGAUAAGUUGUUAAGAAGUAGAAACCGAAAUGAAGAUGUUAUCGUUCUAAGCAGCGGCAGCAGCAGCAGUAGCAGUAGUAGUGAUAGUAAUAGUGGUAAAACUAGUAGUAGGAUCAAUGGUAGUAGCGCUAGUGUUAGUAAUGGCAACAGUGAUCGUGUGGGGACUGAGCCACUGGCUUCUAAAACGGUGAUCGGGUCGCGCAAGCGGAAGGUAUCCAAAAGUGUCAGUGAAUCGGAGAGCAGUUCCAGCUGGGAGAACAAGGUUCCAUCGGAACAACGCGGCGGAGAAUCCUGUCUGAGCCACAUCCCGAACCCGGAAGCGCUGUUGAAAACGCCGGAAAGACGUUUGAAGUUGACGCUUCGCAUGAAACGUAGUCCGGUAAUCGACGAGAUUAUCGAAUCAGGUACUAACUUGAGUGAUGAAACGUGCAGCACCAACACGUACAAGCCUGAGUACGAGAUCUUGCGUGUCGAAGGAAUCGCCGAUGUGAGUGACAAAGACGAAGAGGAAGUUGGUGAGGAAAGGGAUGAGGAGGAUGACGAUGAUGAUGAUGAGCUGGACGACGAGUUGACAUACAGCAGCAGUUGUAGCAGUAGACUGUCGCAAAAGCGCAAGAAACGCCACAAAUCGAAGGAAGCCCGAAGGCACCGCAAGAGGGUUAGGCGAGAACUCCGCCGCCAUAAUCAUCAUCAUCACCACCAUCACCAUCUUCAGCCGCAGCAGCAGCACCACCACCAUCAUCAGCAACAGCAGCCGACAUUUCCGCCCCAGCACCAAUCGGUUAUUCUGCAACCGUCGGCGCUAGGACCGGUUACGGCUGCUGUUACUGCGGCCGCUGCUGCUGCUGCGGCGGCUGCCUCGGCCAACCAAGUCACCCCUUCCAAACGAUCGCCGAUUGCAUUUCCUGCGCCCACUAAAAGGCUGCGACUGAUCUUCGGCAACGAAACUCGUACAAUCGACAUUCCACCGACCGCAAAAAUAUCAGCUUCGUCGUCUCCUUCCACGUCGAGCUCCUCACUGCCAUUGUCGCCGGUGGUCAGUUUAACGCCAAAUAGUCAAGGUUCCACUCCGAGCAGCGCCAGCGCCUCUUCGGGCAUAAUCGUCAACAACACGCCGGGUGUGAUUGUCAGCCCUACACGCUCCCUCGGAACGCAAUUUCCCGCUUUCAAUGGGUACAAUGUGAGCACCUUCACCAGAUCUCCGCAAUCCCUGCCCCAAAACCAACAGCCCCAACAGCAAUCCCAGCUGCUAUUCACCAACGCCCUCAACCCCAUCUCCUUCCUCCAAAACAACCAGCUCACCCAGAAUCAAUUCCAGCACCACUCCCAUCCCCACCACCAUCACCAGAACCUAUUCCAGUUCCAGACACAAUCCACCCCGCUAUCCCUUCUGUCCCAUUCCUCGGACUUGACACAGCAGCAACAACAGCCCGCCCAGCAACACAACGUUAUCCAACACACGGCUCAGUUGCAACAGCAACCCGCACUUCACCUAACCUCAUCAACGCUCCAGAACCAUCAUCGGUUCGGUGAGAUCAGCCUCAACAACCACCACCUCCAUCACCAUCAUCAGCAUCCACACCACCACCAUCCGCUGGCGGCCACGGCUGCUGUCUCCAGCAGUGGCAACACGCCAACCAAAUGCAGCCCGUAUCAGCAGCUGACGGCGCUGACCACGGCGCAACCGGGCGUUGCAACGUUCAACUGACCGCUGGGGAUGGGCGGUGGGCAGCGGUAGGAGGAGACGACGAAGCAGCUGGUGCGAUGGCUUGUGGGCGAUCGGCGCCGCGUUGAACGGGAACGAUAGAGACCGGGGGAACGGGGGGUUGCGCACAGGUCGAAUGGUUUGUGAACAGAACGGGAAGUUUGGUUUGUUUUUGUUCAUUUUGGUAAAAUUGUCAUCCCGGUUUGUAGUUGUUUGCUUCAAAUCUUUGCAAUUUCUCGUUUUAGAGUCAAAAGAAAUAAAAAUCUUCAGCGUUAUGUAGAAAAGAAACAGCUUUCCUAAAUAUUCAACGUGAUUUGAAUCCAAAUAGUUCCUUCUUGCAAAACAUUUCCACGCUCAAAUUAGUUCUUCUAGGAUUUAAAUCCUCAAAUCUCAAGAAUUCCUCUCGGAAUCCUUAAGAGAUUUCAUCAGAAACCCUUUAAAUUACAAAAAUUGCUUCUAGGAAGUACAACUGCGUUGUUUUUAAUAUUCAACUUGAGUAUGAAGUUCUGUCACCAAACCAUUCGAUUCUUCCUUCCACUUCCGAAGUCGAAGGGCGAUGAUUCCCCAUAGCAAAUUUCCAAUCGGACAAUUC
Molecule: messenger RNA, 5704 nt
Organism: Armigeres subalbatus
Lineage: Eukaryota; Metazoa; Arthropoda; Insecta; Diptera; Culicidae
Gene: Hmt4-20
Product: histone-lysine N-methyltransferase Suv4-20
Exons: 3
Coding region: 1069-5115 (1348 amino acids)
Cellular component (GO): nucleus
Molecular function (GO): protein binding; histone H4K20 methyltransferase activity
Source: RefSeq, a predicted model, not a curated record